UGUAACGAGUCUACUACCUACAUUGCUUACAAUGAGACAAGAUUUAUAAAACUGUUACUUUUACCUUCUCAGUGAAGCAGGAUUUUAUGACUGUUACUUUACCUUAGCAUGACAGCAUAUACUGUUUCAUAGAACUCUAUUUUUUCAGAUUGACAGACGUUGUCUGAUUCUUCAAAGCUAAAUGGUUGUGAUAUACCCAUCAUCACUCGGUGCUUUUAAGCAAAAAGAGAAUCAGAAAGUUAGGGAAUUGGAGAAGUGAAUGGAAUUCUUGAAGUUUCCUUUUCUCAUAUCAUGACUCCGGUAAACAUCACAGCCUCAUUAACAAUAACCCUAUAUUUCAUUACCUGUAAUGCUUGUGUAUAGUAUGAGUUAACUCUGGGUUUCCCCCAUUGAAUUUUGUCUCCAUAUGCUUUCUCAGAAAGGACUGCCGGGUUUCUUGUGUCUCUGUUUAUUCCCCACAGCUUGCUUUCCCAAUUGAGUUGGAAUAAUAAUCAUUUGCUUCCUUCAAAUUUUGCAUUGGAUACCAAGCCUUUUAUCUUAUGAAAAUUUUAGAAGAUCAAAAAACGAACAGGAAUUUAACACAAAUGGCCGGCCUUAAUCUCAUCCUGAAUGGGAUAUAUCUCUCCAAUUGGAAAGCUUGUUACUGAAAAUGUCUAUUUCAAGUUUCACAUGGAUUUUUUUAAUUGAUAAUUUGAUAGGUGGCAUCAGAAUGUACAAAAAAACUUGUUAAAUAUCUUGUCAUGGAUGAUAUCAGUUGUUUUCUUGCAAGGUUUUUGCCAUCCAAUAAAACAACCCCAGCAGGUCAAAUGCCAAAUUUUGUAUUCAAUCAAAGGCCUCUCCACCAUGAUAUCACUUCUGAAUUUUCACAUUUAAAAACCUGCAUUGAAAUAUAAAAAUAUGCUGCAAACCACAGCCUAAACAGAAAGUAAGGAAACAGACAAACUGAAAGGAUUCCUUUUUAAGGGGAGUAACAUGGUUGUCAGGACCAUGCAUAACAAACCCACAUCAAACUACCCCCACAUGGACUAUUAAGAGUUCUGUUCGGAAAAAAAUACCAUUUUCCAGCUGAAAUAAAAGCAGGAAAGCAAUAAAAUUCCGAUGAUUCGAUUAAGGGUGAUUAGUUUAGUUCUUCUAUUCCUGCUUUUCCAUGUCGAUGCACAGUCCCCCUCUAGCGUGAAUAAUCCAGCUACAGGAGAUGCUGUCUCAAAUUUCCGACCGAGUCUUGCGGUUGUCAUAGGUAUUCUCUGUGUCAUGUUUACCUUAACAUUUUUCCUGCUUGUCUAUGCCAAAUGCUGUCACAGGGGAGCAACCGUUCAUGGUAAUCAUCCUCCUAGAAUACUCCAUCGGACGAGGUCUCAGCUCUCCGGGAUUGACAAGAAAGUUAUAGAAUCGCUUCCUUUCUUUAAAUUCUCUUCCCUUAAAGGAUCAAAACAAGGGCUUGAAUGUGCGGUUUGCCUAUCAAAAUUUGAAGAUAUUGAAAUUCUAAGGCAGAAGGUCAACGCUAAGGACCAAACAAUCUUUACAUACUCAAAUAGUAUGCGGUUCUUACUGAAUCAAUCUGAGCUAAGAGAGGACUCUGACAUAGAGCUGUAUGUCCAGAGAGAGCAAGAGAAUGGCUCAUCAAGAUUCAGCAUUGGAAGCAGUUUCAGGAAAACUGAAAAGGGCGAUAUCGAAAAUGAAGUUCUAAUUCAAGAAGAAGAUUGUGACAAGGAUGGUGAUGGGAGGGCCUUCCAUAAGUUUAAUCACAAGAUCAUUGUAUCUGAUGUAGUUUUGAAAAACCGAUGGAGCAGUGUGAGUUCUUCAGACCUGAUGUUCUUGAACUCCGAGAUGCUUAAUGAUAUCUCGAGCAACAGAUUUUCUUCCCUGGAAACGGAUGAUGUGCGGUUUACAAAAACUAGACCAAUUGAAAACGAGCAAAUUAUGAAGAUCAAGGAGGAGAUGGAGAUAAAGAGAUUGUUUGAGAGAAAAGUUAGUUCAAUUAACAAAGACAACCCAGUUUCAGCUCCUGGUCUUCCUUCAACAUCAAAUUCUGCAGCCACUUCGAGUCAUACAUCAAGGGUUGUUAAUCAAGCUGAGAAAAGAUCAAUGUCAGAGAUCACUGCUGUAUCGAGGUUUCGAGAUGUGAGUACAAGAAACAGAAUGAGUGAGUCUUCAUUGUCUGAAACUUACACAAAGGAGGAAAGAAUAAGGCGGCUUUGGUUGCCAAUUGCUAGAAGAACCGUCCAAUGGUUUGCAAAUAGAGAAAGAAGGUCUCAACAAUCUCAGAAUACAACACAGCAUUUAGAUGUUUGAACCUGUUGAUUGAUGGAGAAAAUUUAAUUUAGGUAGCUGCAUUUCGUGCAUAAUUUCAAUAGCCAAAGCUACACAAUUCCUUUGAUUAUUUUCCCUGAUUUUACAUCAAUCUCAUUCUUUUUUUCUUUUUUUUCCUUAAGGAUUAUGUUUCUGUAAUGGACAAAUGUCCAAAAAACACAGAAAGUGACAGGUAUCUUUAUCGACUCCAUUUAUUGUGUUUUGUUACAUAAGCAACAGCGACCAAAAAGCCACCUUCUUAAUUCAUCUUCUACGUAAGCAAAAGGAGCCUGCUUGC
Durio zibethinus is the source of this 2587-nucleotide messenger RNA. NCBI's taxonomy places the organism in Eukaryota, Viridiplantae, Streptophyta, Magnoliopsida, Malvales, Malvaceae. The record is from RefSeq and is a predicted model, not a curated record.